Messenger RNA from Scaptodrosophila lebanonensis, 681 nucleotides. It is a transcript of the gene mRpL35, whose product is annotated as 39S ribosomal protein L35, mitochondrial. NCBI's taxonomy places the organism in Eukaryota, Metazoa, Arthropoda, Insecta, Diptera, Drosophilidae. The record is from RefSeq and is a predicted model, not a curated record. The transcript has 2 exons. Gene Ontology annotation, cellular component: mitochondrion; ribosome. Gene Ontology annotation, molecular function: structural constituent of ribosome. Bases 106 to 615 code for a protein of 169 amino acids. Gene Ontology annotation, biological process: translation.
GAACAUGUGUUCUCUUCAAACAGCUGAUGAUUAAAGCUGUUACGCGACGACCAAUAGGACAAGUGGCGGAAUUUGUUAAAAUUAUUGAUUUAUUAAUAUAAUAAAAUGCUGCGUACAUUAAUAACCGGUGCGCUUCGCAGUGUUUGCCGCACAACACCGGCUCUCCAACUUCCACAUCGAGCUAGUUUUAGCCAAUUGAUAAGUUCACGAAGCUUAGAACUCAAAUCAACUCUAUUGCCUGCCACAUCGCUUACCCCCAAGGCAAUGCUAAUACAGCUGCCAACGCUCGUUCCAUCCCGUAAUGUUACUAAGUUCUCCCUCAUCAAGGGCAAACGUAAGACUGUUAAGGCGGUUCUGAAGCGCUUCAAGCGUCUGGACUGGGGUGCUUGGAUCCGCACACACUCUGGGCGCAACAAGAAGUUGUUCAAAAAGUCUUCAGCUCUUAAACGCCGGUUACGGCAACAUGUCUUUACCAAUGCAACACAGAGCUGGCUUCUGGACAAGAUGGUCACGAGCUAUUGGCGCAGGCCAAAGCCCUACAUCAACGAUCCCUAUGCGCCGUACCACCGCCGCGACGAAUACUUUGCCACCAAAUCGAAAGUAUUUAAAGUAUAACUCUUUUUAUUUUGGUUAAAUGCACUACGGUCGUUUCAUAUGUGAAUAAAAUUAUUUAACAAUUCA